AUGUUCGCAAGACUGAUGCUGCUGGCGUGUAGUGGCUUUUCCGCUGCACUGGCAUAUUCGGAUCCAGGAGCUUGCUCAGGAGUAUGCGGCAACACACAUGAUCCAUCGAUCAUCCAACGGAGCGAUGGGAGAUACUUUCGGUUCUCCACCGGCGGCCUCAUCCAGAUCCAUACGGCGCCGUCAAUAUCAGGUCCAUGGACAUUCGCAUGUGAGAUGCUGUCGAAAGCGGCCAGGCUGCAGGUAGAAAACAAUAAGGGUACAGACUUGUGGGCUCCGGAUGUCUCGCUGGUAGGCGAUGUAUACUACGUCUACUACAGCGUCAGCUACUUCGCCAGCCAAAACAGUGGCAUCGGCCUCGCGACUUCAGACACCCUGGAGUGCGGUUCGUUCACAGACUUAGGCCCUACUGGAGUUGCAUCUUGCAACGGUAGUGUGUACAAUGCCAUCGAUCCGAAUCUCGUACCAACCGACGACGGCUAUCAGCUGCUUUUUGGCGGGUUCUGGCAAGAUCUGUACACGGUGGCCUUCAGCGAGCCACCUGCCAGGGCCGCAGGAACCUCAGUGCAAGUCGCAUAUGACCCAUCAGAUAAACAUGCUGUAGAGGGCGGGGCAAUGAUCAACACCAACGGAUACUGGUACCUUUUCUUCUCUGCCGGCCAGUGCUGCGGAUACAGUCGGUCCAUGCCAGCAGCGGGAGGAGAAUACAAGAUCAAGGUCUGCCGCUCGACAAGUCCAACCGAGGGCUUCGUAAGUCUUGUCAGUCGUGUUUAUCCAGAAAGUGCAUUGAAAUUGACCGUGAUCAGGUUGAUGCGUCGGGCACCGACUGCCUCCAGGCAGGCGGCACAAUCGUACUCGAAUCGCACGACAAUGUGUACGGCCCGGGUGGGCAGAGCGUUUACCACGACUCAGAAAAUGGCUGGAUUGUGGUAUACCACUAUGUUGACACGAAUAUCGGAUACGCAGAUGGCGACAAGGUGUUUGGAUGGAAUAUGCUCGACUUCAGCAGUGGUUGGCCGGUCAUUCAGUGA
Lecanosticta acicola is the source of this 1028-nucleotide messenger RNA. The record is from the annotation of a GenBank genome assembly. Lineage: Eukaryota; Fungi; Ascomycota; Dothideomycetes; Mycosphaerellales; Mycosphaerellaceae.